Messenger RNA from Neopsephotus bourkii (Bourke's parrot), 2044 nucleotides. Its product is annotated as sodium-dependent serotonin transporter-like. Gene Ontology annotation, cellular component: neuron projection; membrane. The transcript is spliced from 13 exons. Gene Ontology annotation, biological process: sodium ion transmembrane transport; serotonin uptake. Bases 170 to 1909 code for a protein of 579 amino acids. Gene Ontology annotation, molecular function: serotonin binding; serotonin:sodium:chloride symporter activity. NCBI's taxonomy places the organism in Eukaryota, Metazoa, Chordata, Aves, Psittaciformes, Psittacidae. The record is from RefSeq and is a predicted model, not a curated record.
AUCGAUAACUCCAUGUGUGCAGCAGGGAGCUGCGGAGCCCUGGGUCCAGCGGGAGGUGGGGAAGCGCCGUCAGCCCGACCCUCCCCUCCUCGGAGCUGUCAUCAGCCACACGGAAAACCCUUCCCGAGUUCCUGAGCCUGAAUCCUGCAGGCUCCGCCGGGGCAGCAGCAUGGCACAGCCCUGCCCGGUGCCCAGCACCAGCCCUCCAUGGCCGGACACGGCCCCGGGGCCACAAACCCAGCCCAGGGACAAGUGGAGCAAAAAGAUGGAUUUCCUGCUCUCGGUCAUCGGCUUCGCUGUGGAUCUGGGCAACGUGUGGCGGUUCCCUUACAUCUGCUACCAGAACGGAGGGGGAGCCUUCCUCAUCCCAUACACACUGAUGGCUGUUUUCGGAGGGGUUCCCCUCUUCUACAUGGAGCUGGCGCUGGGGCAGUUCCACAGGACGGGCGCCAUCCCCAUCUGGAAGCGCAUCUGCCCCAUCUUUAAAGGCAUCGGCUUUUCCAUUUGCAUCAUUGGCCUCUACGUCUCCUUCUACUAUAACACCAUCAUCGCCUGGGCUCUCUACUACUUGUGCUCGUCCUUCUCGGGCUCCCUGCCCUGGGCCAGCUGCGACAACCCCUGGAACACACCCGACUGCACCAACUACUUCGGGAGGAGCAACGUGACCUGGACCAACUUCUCCAGGUCCCCCGCUGAAGAGUUCUACACGAGGAAGGUCCUGGAGGUCCAGAAGUCCGGGGGUCUGUACGAUGUGGGGGGGAUCCGCUGGCAGCUGCUCCUCUGCCUCUUCCUCAUCUUCACCAUCGUCUACUUCAGCCUGUGGAAAGGGGUGAAAACCUCUGGGAAGGUGGUGUGGGUGACGGCCACGCUGCCCUACGCUGUCCUCCUCAUCCUGCUGGUCCGAGGGGCCACCCUGCCCGGGGCAUGGAGAGGGGUCCUCUUCUACCUGCGCCCGGACUGGGGCAAGCUCCUGAGCACUGCGGUGUGGGUGGAUGCUGCCGCACAGAUCUUCUUCUCCCUGGGCCCUGGGUUCGGUGUCCUCCUCGCUCUGGCCAGUUACAACCCCUUCCACAACAACUGCUACCGGGAUGCGUUGGUGACCAGCGCAGUGAACUGCCUCACCAGCUUCCUCUCGGGCUUCGUCAUCUUCACCGUGCUGGGCUACAUGGCUGAGAUGAGGGACGUGGAGGUGGAGGAUGUCGCCAGAGACAAAGGGCCCAGCCUCCUUUUUAUCACCUACCCUGAAGCCAUCGCCAACAUGGUGGGAUCCACCUUCUUUGCCAUCAUCUUCUUCCUGAUGAUGGUAACGCUGGGGCUGGACAGCACGUUCGGGGGCUUGGAGGCUGUGAUCACGGCCAUGAUGGACGAGUACCCCCAGAUCCUGGCCGGGAGACGGGAGCUCUUUGUGCUCGGCCUCAUCACCGUGUGCUUCCUGGGCUCCCUGAGCACCCUCACCUACGGGGGAGCCUACGUGGUGAAGCUGCUGGAGGAGUUUGGCGCUGGCUGCUCCAUCCUGGCUGUGGUGCUCCUGGAAACCAUCGCCGUGUCCUGGGUUUAUGGGAUACAGAGGUUCUCCCACGAUGUGAAAGCCAUGCUGGGCUUCACCCCGGGUGUCUUCUGGAAGGUGUGCUGGGUGGCCAUCAGCCCUGCCUUGCUGGCGUUCAUCGUGAUCAGCUCCCUCCUGGACCAGCCGCCGCUGACCCUCUUUGAGUAUCAGUACCCUGAGUGGAGCAUCUCGGUGGGGUACCUCAUAGCAGCAUCGUCCUUCAUCUGCAUCCCCCUGUACAUGGUGUACAAGCUCAUCUGGACACCAGGGUCACUCAAGCAGCGCCUCGCUGUCUGCCUCUGGCCGGAGAAAGCCCCAGGAGCCCCGCAGGCAGAGGCCGUGCCCAUGUCUCCUGUGCUGUAGCCCGGCGGCACAUCCAGGGGAUGCAGAGACUGCCCCGGCCUCCUGCCCCUGCCCUGUGUGAGCCAUGGGGCAGGCACAAGAGCCGCUGCCAUCGCCCUGCUCACAGCAAACCGCCCCCCGCCUCUCCCCCGGUGC